AAAAUUCUGGCACUUGAAACUACAAAGCAGAAACAGAUCCAAGAACUUGAACAGAAAGAUAGGCAACUACAGACGAUGAAAGAUCAGUUAGCAAAAUCUGGAAGUAAUGAGGUCACUGCUCUGCGUAGAAAGCUUGAAGAUAAAAAUAAUGAUAUAAAGAAGAAAGAACAGCUCUUCAAGUCCUUGAGUGAGGAAACUGAAAAUCUGAAAAACAAACUGUCUGCAAUCACUUUAAAAUGCAAAGAACUUGAAAGCAGCGUUCCAAAUCUUUUACCUCAGUGCCAAAGUGGAUCAUCGCAUGGAAUGGGAACACUCCAAGCUCAACUAAAAGAU
Molecule: messenger RNA, 333 nt
Organism: Rhincodon typus (whale shark)
Lineage: Eukaryota; Metazoa; Chordata; Chondrichthyes; Orectolobiformes; Rhincodontidae
Product: centrosomal protein of 55 kDa-like
Exons: 2
Biological process (GO): regulation of phosphatidylinositol 3-kinase/protein kinase B signal transduction; mitotic cytokinesis
Source: RefSeq, a predicted model, not a curated record